Messenger RNA from Pseudoliparis swirei, 2882 nucleotides. RefSeq names its product mediator complex subunit 25 (gene med25). Gene Ontology annotation, biological process: positive regulation of transcription by RNA polymerase II. The transcript is spliced from 20 exons. The record is from RefSeq and is a predicted model, not a curated record. NCBI's taxonomy places the organism in Eukaryota, Metazoa, Chordata, Actinopteri, Perciformes, Liparidae. Bases 140 to 2416 code for a protein of 758 amino acids. Gene Ontology annotation, cellular component: transcription regulator complex; mediator complex.
CAACAAAUGGCUCACGUUAGCAUCCUGUGUGGUGGGAGCUAGUUUCAAACUUGUUUCCCGUUAUAGUUUCUACUUGGCUGAGUGAUCCCACGUGUCGACUGGCAGCCGCGAAACCGCCAGGGUGGCAGAUUCGGCAUUCAUGGAGCCGUCCACGAAGCUGGUGUCCGAUGUGGUAUUUGUCAUUGAAGGGACGGCAAACCUUGGACCCUACUUUGAAUCUCUAAGGAAACAUUAUAUACUGCCAGCCAUUGAAUAUUUUAAUGGAGGGCCCCCAGCAGAAACAGAUUUCGGUGGAGACUAUGGAGGGACACAGUACGGCCUCGUGGUGUUCAACACAGUAGACUGCGCGCCUGAGUCCUACGUCCAGUGUCACGCACCAACGAGCUCUGCCUUUGAGUUUGUGUCGUGGAUCGACAGCAUCCAGUUCAUGGGCGGUGGAGCAGAAAGCUGUAGUCUCAUUGCUGAGGGGCUGUCGGUGGCCUUGCAGCUCUUUGAUGACUUUAAGAAGAUGAGAGAGCAAAUAGGUCAAACCCACAAGGUGUGUGUGCUUCUGUGCAACUCUCCUCCGUACCUGCUUCCUGCCGUGGAGAGCAUCAGCUACACCGGCUGCACAGCAGACAACUUGGUCAAAAUCAUCAGAGACAGAGGAAUUCACUUCUCUGUCGUGGCUCCUCGGAAACUGCCGGCUCUGCGGUCUUUGUUUGAGCGUGCGUCUCCGGUAGGCGGGGCGGUUGAACCCCAUGUGGACUACAGUCAGGACCCCUUCCACAUGGUGCUCGUCAGAGGCAUAAUGCUGCCUGUUUCCUCAGUUGGAGGACCUGGGCCGCUCAAGCCCGUCCUCCCUCCUCAGCCACUGCCUGUCAAUCAGCCUCUUGGUGUUCCUUCACAACCCCCCCCACCCAUCAGCACAGCCCACCCGUUUCAGGUAAUGGGCACGCAGCCACAAAACAAUACGGCCCCAUUGACUGCCGCUCAGCUGGCGGCGCAGAUGGCCGUGGAGGCAGCCAGCAACCAGAAGAGUCGCUUCCCGGGAAUAGUCACUCAGGGUCCUCCGUUCACCAGUCAGCCAACUCUCCCAUCAGUCGCCGGAGUGAAGCUCAACCAGCCCAACAUCGCGACCGUCACGACGUCGUCACAGCCCGUGAUACCGCUGCAACAAGUUCCUCCCAAUCAGCCAGUCCUACCCCCAGUGCAGCCAGUACCAAUCCAGCAGCCGCAGAUACCACCUCCGCAGCCAACCACUGUGAGUCAGCCCACAGUGCCUUCAGCACAGCCCAUCAUGCCCAGUGUGUCUGGAUCUCCGAGCGUUGUAAAUCCAAUUGGGCUUCAGCAAGGCGUGGCGAAUAAGAUUGUCGCGUGGACCGGCGUCCUGGAGUGGCAAGAGAAGCCUAAAGCCUCUUCGAUGGAUUCAACCACCAAACUAACGCGUUCUCUGCCGUGUCAAGUGCACGUGAACCAAGGGGAAAACCUAAACACAGACCAGUGGCCACAGAAGCUCAUCAUGCAACUGAUUCCACAGCAACUACUGACAACCUUAGGUCACCUCUUCAGGAACUCUCGAAUGGUGCAGUUUCUCUUCACCAACAAAGACGUGGAGUCGCUGAAAGGCUUGUACCGCAUUAUGGCCAACGGCUUUGCCGGCUGCGUCCACUUCCCUCACACGACGGCUCCCUGCGAAGUGCGGGUGCUGAUGCUGCUCUACUCGUCCAAGAAGAGAAUCUUCAUGGGCCUCAUCCCCAACGACCAGAGCGGCUUCGUCAACGGCAUCCGGCAAGUCAUCACCAACCACAAGCAGGUCCAGCAGCACCGAGCGCAGUUGGGUGGUGCUGGGCCGACGCAGCCGGUUCAGGUCGCCCCCAACCAGAACUUCCUCAACAGGCCCCCCGGCCCCAGUCCCGUCUCCCAUGGCAACGUCCAGCAGCAGUCUGUGGGUGUGGGCAUGCCCCCUGUUAGUCAGGGCUCUGUGAUGGAGGAGCAGCAGAGGCAGAACAAUAUGGUGCCGAUGAGAGCAGCCGGACCGGCCAAUCAACAGUCGCCGGGCGGCAGCGCUCCACCCAGCCAGGUGGCGCAAAGCGGACAAGCCCAGCCCCAGGGUCCCAUCCUCCGCCUCUCAAACCCAGGAGCCAAUCCACAGCUUCGCAGUCUUCUUCUCAGCCAGCAGCAGCCACAGGGGGGCGCGUCUCACAUGUCGGGCGUGUUGUCCCACCAGGGUUUGGGGCAGCAGUCGGUCCAUCCGGCACCAGGAGGCGGGCCUCAGAUGCAGGGCCAGUGGAGGCAGCCCUUGGGAGGUCAGCAAGCACCCCCCCACAAUGGUCAGAUGCUGAUGACUGGAGGUCAGCGAGGCGCCGUCCCUCCGCCAGGGAUGACCCAGGUCUCCAGCGUCAUGGAGGAUGAAAUCCUCAUGGAUCUUAUCUGAUGGAGUCAGGAACUGGACUUUCAGUUGAUUCUCAGCAGCCAUUUGCCAGUUUGGACACGCGCAUCUGCUCCGUUGCUUUAUUGCUCCAAAUGUUCGACAUAAUUAAGGAACAAAUCACUUUUUCUUUUUUUCUUCUUUUUUUUUAAUAAACGGGACUGAGUCGAAGUUAAUUCGAGGCAGACAAUGCGAGCAUUAGUUUUUCAUGUAAGUGGUCAAACCGACAGCGCGCUAAUCCUCCGUGCUACUCACUGGAUGAAGCCAAACCAGUGGAAACGGUCAAGUAUGCCUCUGGAAACUCUACUUUUCUAUGUGUUUUAUGUUUAGAAUUUUAUUUCUGAAAUGUUUUCUUUAUUUCUUAUUUUUUAUUGAGAUUGUAUCCUUUUUUUUUCCAUACAUUUUUUUGGGGUUUUAUUAUUGAUGUCGUUGUUUUACGAGGAGACAAUAAAAUGAUGGCUUGUGUACAUCA